AUGUCAACCUUCAAUCAUCUCUAUGAUCACCAAGAGCAAAUAUGUUAUGUGAAAUGUGGUUAUUGCACUACCAUUUUACUGGUUAGUGUUCCAUGCAACAGCUUAUCCAUGGAGAUGACAGUCAAAUGUGAACAUUGCACCACCCUUUUACUGGUGCAGCCACCAAAACAAGAAGUUUUUUCUCAAGAACUGGACAACGAUGAGAAAGCAAUAAAAAUGCACAGUCCAUCACUUGGUUUCUCGUCCGAAGAGGAAGAGGAGAAUAUUUCGACCCCGAUUAAUCAAGUUAUCAAUAAACCCCCUGAGAAGAGACAGCGAGCCCCGUCAGCUUAUAAUUGUUUCAUCAAAGAAGAAAUCAGAAGACUCAAGGAUGCAUAUCCUGGCAUGACUCACAAGCAAGCUUUUAGUACUGCUGCUAAAAAUUGGGCACAUUUCCCACAAAGCCAAAAAAAUGGAGGAGAUGGCUAUGGAGAAGGGGAGAGAAAGAUGGCUAGGUGGCCUCAGAAGGCAACAGUUUUCUUGGUGCAAAAACACCCUUUUAUUGAAGAGAGUGAUGUCUCUUCUUCAGAGCAUUAUAUUAGGGUUUAA
Fraxinus pennsylvanica is the source of this 588-nucleotide messenger RNA. Lineage: Eukaryota; Viridiplantae; Streptophyta; Magnoliopsida; Lamiales; Oleaceae. The record is from the annotation of a GenBank genome assembly.